This is a messenger RNA of Pleurotus ostreatus (oyster mushroom), 624 nucleotides long. RefSeq lists its product as uncharacterized. The transcript has 4 exons. Bases 1 to 624 code for a protein of 207 amino acids. Lineage: Eukaryota; Fungi; Basidiomycota; Agaricomycetes; Agaricales; Pleurotaceae. The record is from RefSeq and is a predicted model, not a curated record.
AUGCCAGCCCCCGAAGCUUUCCCUCGUAACCAAGAUGGUAGACCAGCUCUUGGCCAUGUGAACCUAAUGCUUGACACCUUUCUGUGUAACGCUAGCAUCGAAGAUCUCCGAGCGGCUGUCCGUGGCCUCCUAUCCUCCGGUUCACCGGGUAUUGCGUCUGCGUUCACCACCGCUGCGCGAACGCAACUUCAGAAGACGAGCAAUACGUCCGUGUUGCAGAGCCCUAUGCCCAUAUUCGCGAUAUCAUCGCAAACAGCGUCGUGGCAACCUACGAAACGGCUCGCAGAUAUGCUAAUGCGGGCAAGAUCUCUUUACGGCGUCGGAAUGGCGUUUUCAAGUUUAGACAUUCUUGCAGCGAUCGUUCGGGCAGCGAGUGAAUUGCGAUGGCCAUCUGAUGGGGAGAUGGCUGAUACGUUGGCCAUGAUAGAUGCGGAUAUCGCGCAAGCACUCCAGAGUUGUAAAGAGGAAACCGAGGCGGGUAGGGUCGAGGACAUCAGACUGGCGCGUGAAAGCAUAACCAAACUAAGGAUUGCUGUCGAGGAAUGCCAUAAGCAAGUCGAGGCGUGGGGAGGAGAGAUUCCAUUCGAGCGUUCUUCCUCAAGCUUAGAGCUUAUGAAAUUGUAA